GUCGGUCGGUCGGACGGUAGGUCGGAGGAGGUGGGCACACACACGAGAGGAACUUUCCCCUUCGUUCAUUGGCGGGAUCAUUCACACAUGCCGUCCGUUUGCCCGUGCCGAGAUGUUGUGAUUCGCCUUUUUCUUUUCGGAUCCCGACCGCCUAUAUAAAGACCAGCUCCGCCACUUGGAUGAGCACACACAACUCUCCAGCUCUUCUGUGAUAACCCAUCCCGAAGAGACAAAUACUCUCCCAGUCCCGGAUUUUGAAUUUUGAAAAUAUCAAAAUGAAGUGGAUCAUCGCAUCAGUUUUUGUCUUACUCGUCGCAGCAUUCCAGGCUGGCGCUCAACGUCCUGAGCGUGACAUUAGUCUUCACCUGGGCGGUGGCCAUCACCACGACGAUCACCACGGACAUGGGGUCAAACAAGUCGGCGCUUCAGCCUCGGCCUCGGCCGUCGUUGAGACGAGAAAAGGUUACGGCAAGGACAUCCCGCAGCCGCCGCUGGCCAUCGACCUGAAACCGUUGGAAAAAGACGAGCCGGUCAAAGAGAAGGAGCAACAGCAGCCCAGUCUAGAGUAUCUGCCACCGGUGGUCGAAGCGGUCAAGGAAGAGACUCCCAAGGGCUACCCCAGAGAGAACCCGCCCAAUCCUCUGAAGCUGGACCCUCAGGCCGCCACCAAAGUGGAGGUGCGCGUCGACAGCUCAACGGUCGCUCCGAUGAUGAUGAUGGGCGGCGAAAUUCCCGGCAACGCUGGCACCGACUACCCCAUUUUCGACACCAUUCCCGAGACCAAGUUCAACUGCAACGAUCAGCCCACCGGUGGUUAUUACGCUGACGUCGAUGAAGGACGUUGCCAGGUAUUCCACGUGUGCCACGACGGCCGCAAAUUCUCCUUCCUCUGCCCCAACGGCACAAUCUUCGACCAGAAGGUUUUCGUCUGCAACUGGUAUUUCAAUGUGGACUGCGCCGCCUCCAAGGACUUUUACGACCUCAACGCCCAGAUCGGCGUCGUUCCCGACAAGGCCGAAAAGUCAGCAGCCGAGCAGUUGGCGGUGGCUCCGUCAGUCGUCGACACGCAACAGGUGGAUAGUCCCAAUCAAAACUACCUGCCACCAACACCGGCCAAAGAAACCGUCAAGGUUGAACCGCCCACCUCAUCUUAUUUACCACCCAACGUGGCACCCAACGCCGUCGAGGCUCUUUCCAACGGCAUCAUCACGGCCGAUCCACCCGCCCAGAGUUACUUACCACCCCAGUAGAUCGAACGCGGGACAACGAGAGCAAUUAAUCACUACAGCACAAGUUAAUAUCCACCCAAUGUAUCCCAGCAAUACUCUCUAAUUACUAAUCUAGACCGAGGCAUCGGGUUCCGCGUGUACAUUUGACAUCGUCAAAACGUCCCCCCCCCUUUUUCGAGCUUUUCAUUUGUGAAUUUUUUUGACACAACACAAAUUAUUAAUAACCACCGGAUUUUGUUAAUUCGAAAGUGACUUGACCGAAAAGCCCACGACCCAUUGUGUACACACUACAUAUGAUACCAUAUUAUUAUAUCUAUUCGUUUCGUGAUGGCGCCAAAAUACAAUUUCUUUGCGUUCAA
Messenger RNA from Daphnia pulex (common water flea), 1588 nucleotides. RefSeq lists its product as uncharacterized. The coding region runs from base 276 to 1250 and encodes 324 amino acids. The transcript has 3 exons. Gene Ontology annotation, cellular component: extracellular region. NCBI's taxonomy places the organism in Eukaryota, Metazoa, Arthropoda, Branchiopoda, Diplostraca, Daphniidae. Gene Ontology annotation, molecular function: chitin binding. The record is from RefSeq and is a predicted model, not a curated record.